This is a messenger RNA of Eimeria necatrix, 1461 nucleotides long. Its product is annotated as protein phosphatase methylesterase 1, putative. Gene Ontology annotation, biological process: protein demethylation. Lineage: Eukaryota; Apicomplexa; Conoidasida; Eucoccidiorida; Eimeriidae. Bases 1 to 1461 code for a protein of 486 amino acids. Gene Ontology annotation, molecular function: protein methylesterase activity. The record is from RefSeq and is a predicted model, not a curated record. The transcript has 10 exons.
AUGGACGCUUCCGAGUUAUUUUCCAUCUCAUCGAGGCAGCCAGCCCGAAUGCCUCCAGAUAUUAAAGAGCUUCCUCCGAUAACGCGAGGCCGAAGCAGCAACUUUCCUGACCGAGUUGGCAGCCCAUCAGAAAGCCCUCACCAGUCUCGCCGGAAGUCGGCAGGUUGUUCUAUGAGGCCAGUCAAGGAGGAACGGCAACAAGCGGAACCAGAGCAUGCGCCUGAAGGGUCGGCAAACCACGCCAACUUGGAUUAUGAAACCGAGGCAGCUACUGAACAUAGACCGCAUUCACGACAGCCCCGUUCAGCGUCGUCCGCUCGACAGCGCACGGGUCGACACCGCGACGCACAGAUGCCACACAGUGGCAGCAGCAGCAGGCGCUCAAGCUGCAAUGCGUCGUGUGGGCCGUUGCCAACGUGGGACGAAUUUUUUGAGAAAUGCGAAGACAUCAGACCUUUAGAGAGCAGCGACACAUUUCGUGUCUAUUCUAGUGGCUCGGCUGGACCUCUUCUCUUCCUUCUUCACGGAGCAGGUCACACGUCUUUGAGCUGGGCAUGCUUCACGCGUCUGCUUCGCGAUGGCUCGCUCCCGCUUCGUGUAUUCGCGUAUGAUGCAAGAGGACACGGCGCGACCGUGUGCGCUGAUGAGAAGAAUUUGUCAGCAGAGGUCCUGACGGAAGAUGGCAUUGCAAUCGUAAAUUUUCUUUUCAAUCGUUUGACUCGGGAGGAAUUGCCGCAGAGGACCGACAUGCAGAAAGGACCAGUGCAGGAUGGCAAUGCUCGAGGAGAACCAAGUGUGCAUCGAGACCCGGAUUCUUUGCCGUCUGUAAUCCUUGUGGGCCACAGCAUGGGUGGAGCCAUUGCCACGAGAAUGGCCGCGUCGGGCCGAGUCCCACACCUAGACGGUUUAAUGGUUUUAGACGUUGUAGAAGGAACUGCACUGGCGGCUUUGCCACAGAUGGCGGCCUUCGUCAGUCGCUUCCCUAGUCUUUUCACGAGCUGUAAAGAGGCUGUGAAUUGGAGCAUUUUUGCUGGGCUCUUGUGUAACAGGAGCAGUGCAGCGAUCUCAAUACCCUCGCAGCUCGUGAAGACUACAAGAGGUGCACUGCCCGCCAGCCAUAAGGGUGCAGAUAAGGGACCCCCGGACGAAGAAGUUUGGACAUGGCGAGUUGACGUAAUGGCCACAGAGCCAUAUUGGGAGGGUUGGUUCCGCGGGAUGUCACAUGCCUUUCUGUCGAGCCGCUGCGUCAAGAUUUUAAUAUGCUCAAGCAGUGACCGUUUGGAUAAGGAGUUGAUGAUAGCCCACAUGCAGGGGAAAUUUCAAGUGCAGAUCGUCAGCGGCUCAGGUCAUGUAAUCGAAGAGGAUCAGCCCGCUGAACUCUGCCGCGUCGUCCAGACAUUUAUUACUCGUUAUCGGCUUCACCUUCCUCCGAGCCAGCGCGCAGGAUUGAUACGUGGAUAA